Molecule: messenger RNA, 4432 nt
Organism: Solanum dulcamara
Lineage: Eukaryota; Viridiplantae; Streptophyta; Magnoliopsida; Solanales; Solanaceae
Product: ABC transporter C family member 12-like
Exons: 25
Coding region: 356-4384 (1342 amino acids)
Biological process (GO): transmembrane transport
Cellular component (GO): membrane
Molecular function (GO): ABC-type transporter activity; ATP binding; ATP hydrolysis activity
Source: RefSeq, a predicted model, not a curated record
UGUUAUCUGGACCCUUUUCAGAUUGUUCUCAACCUUUUUUCCUUUUUAAUCAAUUUCACUAUUUCUGUCUUUCAUAUAUUGCUUCCCACUGGCUGCAGAUGCUCAUUUGCCGAGUUCAGUGUUUCAGUUGUAGAGUAAAUUUGUUACGCACAACUGCGAUCAAUUCUUGGUUGAUUGAAAAGGAUGAAGUUUUGAAUAUGCACAGACCUAAGUGCACUCCAGAUUAUUUCAUUGGCAUACAGAGGACCACUAUUUAUAGCUAACCCUACUUCCUUGGGAUUGAGGCGUGUUGUUUUUGUUGUACAGUACAGUGGACCUCUAAUGUGGUGAAAUUUUGGUAGAGUAGUUUCAGAAAAUGAUUUUCGAUGCACUAGUUUGGUAUUGCAAGCCGGUGGCAAAUGGGAUAUGGGCCAAAGACACUGACAGUGGCAGCGCUUUUGGUGCUUAUACACCUUGUGCUAUUGAAUCAGCUGAGUGCAUAUCUAAUGUGGUUCUUUUUGUGUUGUGUGUGUAUCGCUUAUGGCUGGUCAGGAUGGACCACAAAGUUCGCAGAUUCCAGUUACGGUCGAAAUACUACAAUUACAUAUUGAUCCUCUUGGGAAGUUGUUGUGCUGCUGAGCCCUUGCUCAGAUUGUUUAUGGGCAUUUCAAUCUUCAAUCUGGAUGCAGAAACUGACCUUGCUCCUUUUGAGAUGGUUUCUUUGAGCAUUGAGGCACUUGCUUGGAUUUCCAUUAUUGUUAUGAAUCUAGUGGAAACUAAAGUCUAUAUCAAAGAGUUCCGAUGGUAUGUCAGAUUUGGAGUAAUCUAUGUUUUGGUAGGUGAGCUUGUGAUCUUCAACUUCGUUCUUUCAAUGCAGAGUCUCUACUCAAGGUUUACUUUGUACAUCUAUUACGGUUCAGUCAUCUGUCAGAUUUUAUUUGGGGUCCUACUUCUUGUCCAUCUUCCUCAUUUGAAUCCUUUCCCUGGCUAUGUUCCAUUAAGGAGUGAGUCCAUUGAUGAUAAAAAUGGUGAAACAAUCCUUGGAGAAGACCAUAUUUGCCCUGAGAGAUAUGCAAGCAUUUUGUCAAGGAUAUCUUUUGGAUGGAUAACUCCCCUCUUGCGACGAGGCUUAAACAGACCAAUCACUGAAAAGGAUGUCUGGAAGUUAGACUCAUGGGAUAAGACAGAGACAUUGAGUGCAAGAUUCCAAAGAUGUUGGGCUGAAGAAUCUCAGAGGAAAAAACCCUGGCUUCUGCGCGCUUUGAAUUCCAGUCUUGGAGGCAGGUUCUGGUAUGGAGGUCUCUUCAAAGUUGGUAGUGAUCUUUGUCAAUUUGUGGGACCACUACUACUUAAUCGUCUCUUAGAGUCUUUGGAACGCGGCGAUCCAUCUUGGAUUGGCCACUUAUAUGCUUUUCUGAUUUUUGUUGGGGUGUCAUUUGGAGUACUAUGUGAAGCUCAGUACUUUCAGAAUGUCAUGCGUGUUGGUUUCAGGAUGAGAUCAACUCUGGUCGCUGCCAUAUUCCGCAAAUCUGUAAGAUUAACACUUGAGGACCGGAAUCAGUUUCCAUCUGGAAAAAUUACUAAUAUGAUCACAACAGAUGCUAACGCACUUCAGCAAGUAUGCCAGCAACUUCAUGUUUUAUGGUCAGCUCCAUUUCGGAUUGUCAUUGCCAUGGUUCUUCUUUACCAGCAACUAGGUCUGGCUUCACUUCUGGGUGCUCUUAUGCUAGUAUUGAUGAUCCCAAUGCAGACUAUUAUCGUCAGCUAUAUGCGAAAACUAUCCAAAGAAGGAUUGCAAUUUACUGACAAAAGGGUUGGUCUAACUAAUGAAAUAGUUACUGCAAUGGAUAUAGUGAAAUGUUAUGCAUGGGAGAAAAGCUUCCAAUCGAAAGUCCAAGGAAUGAGGAAUGGUGAACUUUCUUGGUUUAGGAAAGCACAGCUAUUGGCAGCGUUCAACAAUUUCAUGCUGAACAGCAUCCCCGUUCUCGUGACAGUGAUUUCAUUUGGAAGUUUCACUUUGCUUGGUGGAAAUUUGACAGCUGCCAGAGCUUUUUCAUCGCUCUCUCUCUUUGCAAUUCUGAGGUUCCCUUUGAAUAUGCUUCCGAACGUAAUAACUCAGGUUGUAAAUUCAAAUGUGUCAUUGCAACGAAUGGAGGAGUUGUUUUUAGCUGACGAGAGAGUGCUCUUACCUAAUCCACCACUUGAACCUGGGUUUCCUGUGAUUUCAAUCAGUGGUGGAUUCUUUUCAUGGGAUUCUAAGUCUGAGCAUCCCACUUUGUCAAAUAUUAAUUUGGAUAUACCUGUUGGUGAGCUAGUUGCUAUUGUGGGUGGGACUGGAGAAGGAAAGACAUCUCUGAUUUCAGCAAUUCUUGGGGAGCUUCCUCCCUUGGGCAAUGCAAGUGUCACUAUCCGAGGUUCUAUUGCAUAUGUUCCUCAAGUUUCCUGGAUCUUCAAUGCCACUGUACGUGAAAAUAUAUUAUUUGGUUCCAACUUUGAACCAACAAGAUAUUGGAAGGCAAUAGAUGUCACUGCACUGGACCAUGAUCUUGAGUUACUUCCAGGUCGGGACCUUACAGAAAUCGGCGAAAGAGGAGUGAAUAUUAGCGGAGGACAAAAGCAAAGAGUGUCAAUGGCUAGGGCUGUCUACAAAAAUUCCGAUGUCUAUAUAUUUGAUGAUCCCUUAAGUGCUCUUGAUGCACAUGUUGCUCAUCAGGUUUUUAAGAACUGUUUAAAGGAAGAAUUGCAAGGAAAGACUAGGGUGCUUGUGACAAAUCAGCUGCAUUUUCUACCUCAAGUGGAUCGGAUCAUUUUGGUCUCUGAAGGAAUGGUGAAAGAGGAUGGGACCUUCGAGAAGCUUUUGGAACAUGGCACACUUUUUCCAAAGCUAAUGGAAAAUGCUGGGAAAAUGGAAAGUCAUAGUGUUGAAACUGAGUGUGACCCAAACUUUGACAAUGAGAGUUCACAGUUUUCGAACACAAGGCAUGAGCUCCAAAAAGAAGUAACCUCCGUAACCAAAAGGAAGGCUGGUAAAUCUGUUCUUAUCAGGCAGGAAGAGCGGGAAACUGGUAUUGUCAACUGGAAUGUUUUGAUGAGAUACAAAGAUGCUUUGGGAGGCUUGUGGGUCGUCCUGAUACUGCUUGUCUGCUACACAUUGAGUGAAAUUCUUCGAGUUCUGAGUAGCACCUGGCUAAGUGUCUGGACAAAAACAAGUUCCUCAAAGAGCAAUGGAGCUGGAUUUUAUAUUUUGGUGUAUGCUAUUUUGUCAUUCAGUCAGGUGAUUGUAACACUGGCAAAUUCCUUCUGGUUGAUUAUCUCAAGCCUAAAUGCAGCUAAAAGGAUUCAUGACUCCAUGCUGCAUUCGAUACUUCGAGCACCAAUGGUAUUCUUCCACACUAAUCCAUCUGGACGCAUAAUCAACAGAUUUGCAAAGGAUCUUGGAGAUAUUGAUCGCAAUGUGGCAAAUAUUGGUAAUAUGUGUCUCAGCCAAUUGUGGCAGCUGCUCUCGACUUUUGUUCUAAUUGGAGUCGUCAGCACUAUAUCUAUGUGGGCCAUAAUGCCACUUCUAAUUCUAUUUUAUGCUGCCUAUUUAUAUUAUCAGAAUACAUCCCGCGAAGUGAAACGUCUAGAUUCCAUUACCAGGUCCCCUGUGUAUGCACAGUUUGGUGAAGCCAUAAAUGGUUUAUCAACCAUCCGUGCAUAUAAAGCACAUGACCAGUUAGCUUCCAUUAAUGGAAAGUCUAUGGACAACAAUGUCAGGUUCACUCUUGCCAACACAAGUACAAAUCGCUGGCUUACCAUAAGGCUUGAAACACUAGGAGGCAUAAUGAUCUGGUUGACUGCAACUUUUGCCGUUAUACAGAAUGGGAGAGCAGACGACAAGGUUGCGGUUGCUGCUACUAUGGGUCUGCUCCUAAGUUAUUCUUUGAAUAUUACUACCUUACUCAGCAAUACUCUGAGACAAGCAAGCAGAGCUGAAAAUAGUUUAAAUGCUGUUGAGCGUGUUGGUACAUAUAUAGAUUUUCCAUCAGAGGCUCAAAAUGUUAUUAGCAGCCGGACUCCUCCAGACUGGCCAUCAUCAGGGUUCAUCAAAUUUGAGGAUGUUGUCCUACGUUACAGACCUGGACUUCCUCCUGUCUUGCAUGGUUUGUCAUUCGAAGUUUCUUCAGGUCAGAAAGUUGGCAUUGUUGGAAGAACUGGUGCUGGAAAAUCGAGCAUGCUUAACGGUUUGUUUCGAAUUGUGGAACUUGAAAGAGGGAGAAUAUUGAUUGAUGGUUGUGAUAUUGCUAAUAUUGAACUGACAGUUCUUCGAAGUGCUCUUAGUAUCAUACCCCAAUCGCCAGUUCUUUUCUCUGGAGAAUUUACAAAGGCACACUGGAUAGAAGUGGGAACAUUGUCGAGCCGCUAACUGAGCAUGAAAGAUUUCUGCAUCAGCAAAGAAGGAGAAAAACUGCCC